Xyrauchen texanus (razorback sucker) is the source of this 3103-nucleotide messenger RNA. RefSeq names its product solute carrier family 25 member 1a (gene slc25a1a). NCBI's taxonomy places the organism in Eukaryota, Metazoa, Chordata, Actinopteri, Cypriniformes, Catostomidae. The record is from RefSeq and is a predicted model, not a curated record. Gene Ontology annotation, biological process: mitochondrial citrate transmembrane transport.
UUGUGUUGGGCAGACGCAUCGUCAUACUAAACAGGGCAAAAAGGGCGAAUGUUCAUUUAUAUUAUUUAUUUUUAUGUAAAAUAUCAUUAGAGUAUGUCGUCGUUGUACAAACCGUUUUCUGUUUCGGAGAGGCCGUGUAAAGAUGCGGGUUUGAAACGAGGAUGCACACCGCAACAGCAUCCCGCGCCGUUGACCCGGCCUGGCGGCGGCUCGACGUGCAAUUUUACCCUAAUACCCAACAUUUAUUCAGGUCAAAGAAAUUUAGCGGCCGCCGCCAUCGGAGGGAGAAAAAUCACCCAUCCGUGGAAAGCUAUCCUUGCAGGUGGUAUUGCAGGAGGUAUUGAGAUCUGCAUCACAUUCCCUACGGAGUAUGUGAAGACCCAGCUACAGCUAGAUGAAAGAGCAAACCCUCCUCGGUACAGAGGCAUAGGAGACUGUGUGAAGCUGACGGUGCAAGAUCAUGGGUUGAGAGGUCUGUACAGAGGGCUUAGCUCGCUGCUCUAUGGAUCCAUCCCGAAAUCAGCAGUACGGUUUGGAAUGUUCGAGGUCCUUAGUAACCCCAUGAGAGAUGCCACGGGUCGGCUUGACAAUAAAGGAAGUUUGUUGUGUGGGCUUGGAGCGGGAAUAGCUGAGGCGGUGUUGGUGGUCUGUCCGAUGGAGACAGUGAAGGUGAAGUUCAUUCAUGACCAGUGCUCUCUGAGGCCACGCUACAGAGGGUUCUUUCAUGGUGUGCGAGAAAUUAUCAGAGAUCAAGGUUUUCGAGGGACAUAUCAAGGACUGACCGCUACACUUUUGAAACAGGGUAGCAACCAGGCAAUUCGCUUUUAUGUAAUGAAUUUGUUGCGGAACUGGUACAAAGGUGAUGAUCCAGCUUGUGAGAUGCAUCCAUUGGUUACAGCAUUGUUUGGUGCCACAGCCGGGGCGGCGAGUGUUUUUGGGAACACACCGCUUGAUGUGGUGAAGACCAGAAUGCAGGGUUUGGAGGCUCAUCGCUACAAGAGCACAAUGGACUGCGCUUUCCAGAUUCUGAAGAACGAGGGGCCUCAAGCGUUCUACAAAGGCACAGUCCCACGACUGGGUCGGGUGUGUCUGGACGUAGCCAUUGUCUUUGUUCUGUACGAGGAGGUUGUGAAGCUACUGAACAACAUCUGGAGAACAGACUGAAGAUGGACUAGGCCAUAAGUCCACACAGAACUGAUUUAGAAUGAGACAGAGAGGACUAUCCAAACACAGUUGGCCUCGUCAAGCAAGUUAAAAGAUCCUGACUUCAAUGGUGACCUCUGACCCAGAGGAAUGGAUUAAACUAGCCAUCUGUGUCCAUAUAGAUCAGCGGGAGAUGUUGAAGACAGGACCUUGAGUCACGAGAAAGAAACUCUAGCUUAUAUUACGCACAAAAUUUAUUAAUACAAGGAUGAAUAGUGUAUCAUUAAUUUGCACUCUUCACUUCUGUAAAGUCAUGCAAGUGUCUUCUCAUCGCCACGCUUUUAUACAAAUAGUUGGGAGACAAUCCACUUAUGUGGCUUGAAACGUAUAGUAGCACAAACAAGUUUAGUUAUUGGUAACACGUUACAGUAAAGUUGUAUGUUAACAUUAAUUAAUGCAAUAGGUUAAUAUGAACUUGCAAUGAACAAAACUGAGCGCGUUUACAUGCACGUUCAUAUCCCCAUUAUGCUUAAUAAGCCGACGUGUGUGGUAAUGUAAACAUAUUAAACAGCUUUCCCUUAUUGGUGCACAGUCAUAAAGGCCAUAAGAAUAAAUUAUCGACAUGUAGAUUUUUGCCCAUUACCCUGAUUUUGCAUUGCAUUUAAACAUCUUUACUGGUGUAGUGCUGAAUUUUGUCUCUCUUGUAUCCUAAUGUUAGGGGUAGGGAUGGGUUUUAAGGAUAGGGACCAAUGAGGUUAGGGGUGGGGCUUUAGGCAUGAGGACCAAGCAGGGAGUCAGAACUGGCAGCAAGUCAGAUUGUGGCACAUCAUUCUCGGGGGCUUAUCCAACGUCUUGUGCACAUACCUCUUUGCUGUUUGACGUAAAAAGCAGAGAAUAACGUGAUUAGUUCAAAUCUCAUGCAAAUGCAUAUUUUUUUUGGCUUUAAAAAAAAAAUCAGCCUGAUGGUUACAUCAUUUAUUAAUAUUGUUGAUUUCUACAUCUGGUACACUUUUUUAGUGUAUGUGCUACACAUAUUACUAUAGCAAUAACGAUACCAAUAUGUAAGUAUAGAAGUAGUUCAACAAUUUACAUGUAGUUCAUUACUAUUCCUCACUAAAUUGACAUAGAACAUUAAAUGUCAGUGCAUUAUAAACUAGAAACAAAAAAUAUGAUAUUUAUAAUUGAACCAAGAUUAAUAAAUGUUUAACAACAUUGUUCAUUCUUAGUUCAUGAUACCUUAUGCGUUAACUAAUGUUAAUAUAUAGAACCUUAUUGUGAAGUGUUACCAAAAUAUCAAUGUAAUCCACACUUUUCUUCGUUCCAUUUUACAUUUACAGUUAGUGCUUGAGUAACACUAAAAUAUGUACUGAAAUGGUUUAAAUGUAUUUUGUGGCUUUGUAAAAAUGUUUGUUUUCAUGCAACUCAAAACUGGUUGAAGCGCAGACAUUUGUGUUGGAAAAAACUUGCAUGCUUGAAUAAUAUUGUCUGGUAUUGUGACAGAAAGCCAGGCCAUUCAAGCCUUCCAGAGCCAACUAUCUAUGUGAUUAUCAAGUCACAGAAACAUGCCAAAGUGGGAACAGCUGAACCAUUGCUCCUUUUUGCUAUAUGUAAAUUUCCAUUUUUUUUUUUUUUAAUAAGAUGGCAGCUGCUUUUAGUUGCACUGUUAUAUUAAGCUUUUUUUGUCAUUAACCUAAGCGUCUCUCUUGGGUUGCUCAUUCUGCCAAAGCAACUCAUACAAGUUAUGCUAUUGUUGUUUGUGUCAGAGAAGUAACCAGUGCCAAAUAUGUAACCAGUGCUUUAAAACAAUGCAGAUUGCUGAAUACUUCACACAAACUCAGUAAACUAUAUAGGUAAUUUUUAAGACCCUGUGACCUUUUUGAGUGGCUUUCCUGUGCUUUUGCCCUUCACCAAUUGAGGCCAGUAUUGAUAAAUUGAUCUAAAAUCUUUGAAUUCUGCUCUA